CUCAAGUUUUACUUAUUAUUUUAACAGUCUAAGACUAUGUUUAAUGUUUCAGAGACACCCACAUGCAGCAUCACCAGUAAGGAGGACACUGAUGUACUUGUCCAGUAUCAGGACCUGGCCCUUACAGUGGACGUACGAGACUACUACUGCUCCACCGCCAACAACGUCUCCCUCCAGACCGGGGAUGUGACAACCCUGCUGAUGGAAGCUGACUCUGUACCAAAUGUCUCUGACAACACUUCAUCAGUAACAUUAAAUGUGACGGACUCCCAUCUGGGUACAGUAGGGCUGGCGUUUACAUGCUACAACAGUCAGCGGGAUCUUUCGUGUGGCGGUGUGAAUAAACUCGCUCCAAGGACACCAACAUGCGACAUCACCAGUGACAAGGACACAGAGACGCUUACCCUACAAGAGGAAGUGACACUGACCGUGAACAUUACUGCGUAUUACGACAUACGAGGCUCCUACUGUUCUGCCGAAUCAAACUUCACACUGCAGACCGGGGAUGUCAAACAAAUUCUAAAUGUUGGUGAUCAAGGUCUUCAACCAGUAACCUUUAAUGUGACCAAAACACACCUGGGUGGUGUAAGGCUGGUAUUCAACUGUCAAGACGACCACCGGAAUCUCAGCUGCGAUGGUGUAACCGAACUCAAUAACAAAAUGAAAGCACGUGAUGAAGUAGCCACAUCCUCAAUUCCAAUCAUCAUUACUGCUGUCGUUGUCAGCCUCGUUUCAAUCGUCAUCAUCGUUUUUGUCGUCAAAAGAAAGGUAAAUCGAAUAAAACAACGCUCGUCAGUUAAGUCUUGUUCUCCUCCGUGCAUAACUGUGGGGUAACCCGUCAGUGCUGCAUAUGCUACCGUGGAGGUGAAUAACUCCAUACCACCAGCAUCGGGUCCAGGUGGAUACCGCAAGGUAGUUGUGAUCGAUGCAGAAGGCUAUGCCUGUGCCGGAGACGUCGUCACUAACGCCGAAAACAUAUCUCCUUCGCCGCCAAGUGAUGAAUCUGACGAAGAAUCUGCAGCAUCCGCAGGCAUGCCUAAGAAGGAGAUAGCUGUUAUUGUACAAAAGAUUGUCCCCCAAGAUGAUCAGACAUGUAUUAAUGAACUGUAUACCUCUGUAAAAAAUCCGAGGGAUACG
Molecule: messenger RNA, 1137 nt
Organism: Haliotis rubra (blacklip abalone)
Lineage: Eukaryota; Metazoa; Mollusca; Gastropoda; Lepetellida; Haliotidae
Exons: 3
Coding region: 37-834 (265 amino acids)
Source: RefSeq, a predicted model, not a curated record